GGCACCACUUGACAUUGAACAUCAUAAAGGUGAUCCAGAGAGAGAGGGAGAGAGAAAGAGAAAGGGGAUCUCCAAAAACAGGCCAGAGCCCUCUGAUAAUCACCAAACCAGUUACCACAACAGUCUCCCAAUAAGAAAAUAAGUACUACACUGACAAAAUCUGUUUUUGAUGACACAUCGAAAGCUGUGUUGCAGAAAAAACAUCAACUUCUUGUCUGCCUGGAAGGGACUUCUGAACAUCUCAUGACCGUUGCUGCGCAUGCGCCUUGCUGUCGCAUGUCCAUUUCAGCUCACGACCGUUGCUGCGCAUGCGCCUUGCUGUCGGCGUUCCGGGAGGAGAGCAGAGAGAGGCGGCUGUGUUCCUCCUGCCUUGAUUCUUUCUUGCUAAUUGAGGCCCCACUGGGUGAAAUAUGAGUGAGCAAGCAAGACCAAGUUCCGAAUCUAAAGGAGGAGGAGAUUCUCAAGAGUUUUCCAAGUUGGUUGGGCCUGUAGCUGCCCAGCAGCCCAUUGAUGAGCAACCUCAACAAGAGGAGCCACCAACUGAGAGUCAGGAUAUUACACAUGUACCAGAGCCAGAAGAUGCAAGAACACUUGAGGUUCAAGGGCUUGUUCUGGAGGCCGAUCACCAGGAACUGACUAUGCAACAGACUUGGGAUAGGUGUGGAGACGGUCCUGAUGUCAUGGAGCAGAUUCUGUCAAAUUUAGAUCCUGUUACAGUGCCAGAAGCAGGUGAGGGGCAACCAUACCUUUAAAUGAAGACAAGCAGAAGCCAUGCACCAUACAUGCUGUCCUUAUUUUGGAAAUUUGAC
This is a messenger RNA of Molossus molossus (Pallas's mastiff bat), 809 nucleotides long. RefSeq names its product putative G antigen family E member 3. The coding region runs from base 411 to 752 and encodes 113 amino acids. Lineage: Eukaryota; Metazoa; Chordata; Mammalia; Chiroptera; Molossidae. The transcript has 7 exons. The record is from RefSeq and is a predicted model, not a curated record.